CGACACCGGGCGACUUUCCGGCUUUCGCUCUGCCUGUCUCUUCCACAUGGCUUCCAGCUAACCUGGAGCUGCGGUGUCUGGGGAGUGUGAUCGCCGACAUAUCGGACAGAAACAACAGGCGGACGUCUCGUCACAUGACCGUUUAGAGACAGGCCAAAGAUGGGUAAAAGCAAAACCACGAAGUUUAAGCGGCCGCAGUUCAACUCCGUGGGCCUGCCGGUGAGUGCUGUGAAGGAAGCGGACGAGCCUGAGGGAGAGCUCGACGAGGAAAGCUGUCCGGCCGCGGAGCUGCUGGAAAAAUUGCAGAGUCCCAGUGCAGACGUUCGAGAGUUUGCAUGCGCCAGCAUUUCUCGGGUGGUGCAGCAGAGACAGACAAUCCCCGGGUUCCUCCAGAGGGACGCUGUCAGGCGGCUGGGCCCCAUGCUGCUGGACGGCUGCUUGGCCGUCAGAGAGACCGCCGCUGGGGCGCUCAGAAAUCUGAGUGCAUGCGGAGGUCAGGAGGUGUGCGAGGACAUGGUGAAGCACGACGUCAUGACGCCCCUGACAGCACUGCUCCGAGAGUGUUGUGCCGGUUUCGACACUACUGCGGUGGCAAUGAAGAACCAGAGGAAUCCCGUGGAGGACGUGGCCAAUGAGGCCGUGAACCUGCUGUGGAAUCUAUGCGAGAGCAGCAGCCAGGCAGUGUUUUUGUUCAACAAGUCCGGCGUCUUGGAUGCGGUUGUCCAGUGCUUGGAGAGACACCCUCAUAACGUGGACCUGGCCGUGUCAGCUGCUCACUGUUUGCACACUGUGACCGAGGACAACCCCGAGCUGCUACGUAGCAUGAACACCGCUGUGCUCGGAGCCCUGGAAAAAGUGCUGCUGUCAUCCCAGCCAGACAUGGCGCACACCCUCCUCAGGACUUUAGCCGCAGGUACGCUGUGGAACAUCAAGACCAGCCUCCCCGUUGCUCGACAAGCCCAGACCCUCAGCGUCGUCGUGGCCACCCUGUCACAGUGCCUGGAUCUGGACCCAGGGGUGUUGAUCCCUGAACUCAGACGAGCAGAAGAGGCUCGCCACAGAAGCACGCCUCCUCUGAAGGAGGCAGACCGACAGGCAGCGCUGGAGCCCGCCGAGGAGGAGAUGGACGACGAGGAGGAAGCACCCAGCAAGAAGAAGAACGGCAAAACUUUGAAGGUCGACGGCGACUUCUCCGACCUGCUGCCUAGGGGCAUGGAGGAGCUGAGGGAGGCAACGGCCUUGCUGACAGCCCAGCAAACGUCCCUGGAGAUCAUUGUCAACAUGUGCUGCUCUGACGACCCUUCCGAUGACGAGUGGGAGGAGGAAUCGAGCAGCGACGAAAGCGACGUGGGCCCUGACGGCCUCUGUGACGGCGCGUCCAUUCUGAUGUCUCCGCUGUGCUUGUCAGCUGAGGUUCAGGGCGCCUUGAUCAACCACAGCUUACCAGAAAAGGUCCUGAAAAAGACAGCCUUCCCCAGACAGGAAGCCACUAACGUGUGCCAUGAAAAUCCAUCCUGGAGAGGUCUGAUGAAGAGGAUGCAGCGAGUUCAGUCCCGGGCGCUGACCUGCCUCCACAGCAUCCUCUCCACCAUGGACGCCGAGUCGCUGGGCGGCGAGGCAGCCCUGCAGGGAGCAGCGCAGCACCUGUCCUCGCUGGUCUUUGGCGCUGAAGAAAUCCCCAAAGAUGAGGAGUUCCUUGAGGCGGUCAUCAGCGCCAUGCGUUCUCUCCUGCAGAUAAUUGCCUCCAAGAACAUAAGCCAGUGCAUGACGCCCCAGCAGCUGAUGAGCCUGAGCGAGGCAGCCACCUGCUGUGAGGUUGUCAGCGUGAGGGUUAACGCCGUCGCCAUUCUGGGCAUCACUGGAAGCACAUUGGCCAAAGAAAAGGGCACGGCAAAAACCCUUCAGAUGAUCGGGAACGCCUUGCUUCAAGUGGCCACCAGGGACUCGGACCUGGUUGUGAACGGAGAAGCCCUCGACGCUUUGUUGGACGUUUUUGCCGACGGAGAGGAGGCAGAAAUGGCUGCUAAAGACAUCAAUCUACUGCCUGCACUGAAGACACUUCAGCCGGUCUUCAAGGCCAAGAUCCGUAAAGAAGGACGAGGUAAAUACAGCCCUCAGCAGCUGUGCGUGUUGGACAACAUCAAAGUCAACCUGAGAAGAUUUAUCGGUUAUCUGGAAAAGGUGGUGAAGAAAUGAGGACUUUGUGCUUUUUCGUGCUGCGAUCAGUCGUCGAGACAGUAUAAGAUGGAGUGGUUGUGAAACUAGCAAUUAUUUAUGUAUUUGUUUUGUAAUAAUUAUUGUUCACUUUUGUUUUUAGCUAUGUGAAAGUUUAUUUUUGGUGGAAAAGGCGAGGUGGUGGAAUUUCGCCUGUGAAAAAUCACCAACACAGUUUAACUAACUUUGUUCAGGUAAACUGGCCUAACUUGGUUCAGAUUUUGAUGACAUGCCAGCAACGUCUUUUAAGAAGAUAAUGUUUAUUAAGAAGACACUGCAGAUUGCUGUUUUACUGGCGUUUUCCAGUCGAAUAAUCCAUUAUUUUAAAAAAAGAAACUUUUCUUAAAUGAAGCGCAUUACCGGGCUAUUUUGUGUCCAUCCAGUUUCUAGAGACUUUUGGAAAUCAGUCUUUGAAAGCCUCUUUUAUAGAUUUAUAUUUUUAUGUUCAAAAUUACUACACAAAUCUUUGAGCUCAGAGAUACUAGUGGUGAAAACCCCCCCUUUUAAAUUAAGAAGAACAAUUAAAACUUCAUACUGCAGAGCCUCACAAAUGUAGUCGCACCCUUUCCCGGUCCCAGCAGAACCAAAGGAGUCCCACAGCAUGAUACUGCCACCACCAUAUGUUACUGUUGGGUUGGUGCGUUCAGGCUGAUGCACAUUUAGUUUUCCAUCACAGAGUGUUUUGCAUGGAGGAUAAGAUGAUGUUUAGCUUCAACUUUAAAUGUUUGCUGCUUCUUCUUACAUGGCAUGUGGCAAACUGCAGAAAGGACUUUUUUUGUAUAGCUUUCUUUUAAACAAUUAAUUUCUUCUUGCUACCUUUCCAGAGAGCAUGACUUCAGAGGUUUUAUCUGAAAAGAAAAGAAAACCACCUCCUUACAGUUAUGUCCUACUUUGUUUAAUUACCACCUAAAAUCCCAAUGAAAUGCUAAGUUUGUGGUUGUUACAUGAAAAAAAUGGUGAUUGAGUUCAAGAGAUGUGAACACUUGGCUAAGUUUAAAAAUGUAUAAAGAAAUCUUGAAAUUAAAAAUUGAAAUUUUUUUUUUUUAAAGGAAUUUACUUUCAUAGCAUUUAAUUUGUUGCAAAAUUUCUCACACUAUUUUAAGCUUGGUUCUGAAUAAUUAUUGAUACUUUCCUAAAUGAAAGAAAUUACUUAUAUUGGCCGGAAGAGGAUUUAGUUUAGCAGUGACUGGAAAGACUACUAAAAACGUCUUUUAUCAGAAAUGUGCAAAAUCUAAAUUCAUGUGCUAAUAAAAUGAAAAUAAAUUCCACCGAUUCUACUUUUCUGGAGCAAGUCCUAGAAACAAAAGUCUUAAAAUCUCAAAAGAUAUCACCCAAACAAACACUGUAAUCAUGCUAAGAGGCGCAGGGGGACUCCAGUCUACCUUUAACCCUGAGCGGACUGGUCGCAUACUGACCACCAUAUUUGGUCUGUUUUACAAAUUUCACCACAAAUUAAAUCCCAAACUCAGGAUUAAAAAUGUGCUUCUGUAUUUUGUGUCAAUUGUCUCUUGAAGUUUAUUCCAGAUGCAUGAAAUUCUGAACCAUGGCAUAAAUGUGGAUAUAUUUCAAAUUGUCGUUAUUCUGAGUUGGAAAUAAAAAUAUGUUUGGAGUGUGAAGAUGCUCCGAAAGGAAAA
Fundulus heteroclitus (mummichog) is the source of this 3848-nucleotide messenger RNA. It is a transcript of the gene heatr3, whose product is annotated as HEAT repeat containing 3. Gene Ontology annotation, biological process: ribosomal large subunit biogenesis; protein import into nucleus. The record is from RefSeq and is a predicted model, not a curated record. NCBI's taxonomy places the organism in Eukaryota, Metazoa, Chordata, Actinopteri, Cyprinodontiformes, Fundulidae.